CCAUGGACCAGUACCCAUCGUCUUUGGUCGAUACUUCUUUAGAUCUCACUAUUGGUGUUACGCGUAUGCGAGUUGAAGAAGAUUCCACGACAACUGCUUUAGUGGAUGAAUUAAACCGAAUGAAUGCUGAGAACAAGAAGCUCUCAGAGAUGCUAACUUUGAUGUGUGACAAGUACAACGUAUUGAGGGAACAGCUUAUGGAAUAUGUUAACAAUACCGAGAGAGACCAAGUCAGUCCUCCCAAGAAACGCAAAUCUCCAGCGAGAGAUGACGCAAAUAGUUCGGCGGUGGUCGGUGGAGUGUCGGAGAGUAGCUCAACGGAUCAGGAUGAUCAGUAUCUGUGUAAGAAGCAAAGAGAAGAGACUGUUGUGAAGGAGAAAGUCUCAAGGGUUUAUUACAAGACCGAAGCUUCUGACACUACCCUUGUUGUGAAAGAUGGGUAUCAAUGGAGGAAGUAUGGACAGAAAGUGACUAGAGAUAAUCCAUCUCCAAGAGCUUACUUCAAAUGUGCUUGUGCUCCAAGCUGUUCUGUCAAAAAGAAGGUUCAAAGAAGUGUGGAGGAUCAAUCAGUGUUGGUAGCAACUUAUGAGGGUGAACAUAACCAUCCAAUGCCAUCACAAAUCGAUUCAAACAGUGGCCUAAACCGUUCUCCUGGUGCUGCCAACAGAAGUAGGAGCUUGGCUGAGCCUGUGACUACCAUUGAUCUGACUGAAACCAAGAAAGUGACAAGCCCAUCAAGAGUAGAUUUUCCAGAAGUUCAGAAACUUUUGGUGGAGCAAAUGGCGUCUUCCUUGACAAAAGAUCCUAACUUCACAGCAGCAUUAGCAGCAGCUGUUACCGGGAAACUGUACCAACAGAAUCAAACCGACAAGUAGCUUAGCUUCAAAUUCUAUUAAGUGUUUUUUUUAGAUUGAACUUGGCAUAUGUGAGAGA
Messenger RNA from Brassica napus (rape), 933 nucleotides. RefSeq names its product probable WRKY transcription factor 40. The record is from RefSeq and is marked provisional. Lineage: Eukaryota; Viridiplantae; Streptophyta; Magnoliopsida; Brassicales; Brassicaceae. Gene Ontology annotation, biological process: regulation of DNA-templated transcription. Gene Ontology annotation, molecular function: sequence-specific DNA binding; DNA-binding transcription factor activity.